AUGGCCUCUCUUGGGAAGGCGAGGUUGUUGCGUGGCAACAGCCAUGAAGACGGACAGGAGCUGGAUCGUUUCAACCAGCAAGAGGCAGACCUCAGCAAGACUCCCGACGCACCGUCAGCAGCACUACCGCCACGCAAACUACACAGAUCGGCCACAUAUCGUAUGCAACAGAAACUCGGCUAUAGCUGGACCAUCGAACUGGCAAGCUUGUUUCUCAGUGCUGCCUCCUUCUGCACGCUCGUGGCCAUCCUAUCGCUGUACAAUGGCAAGCCGUUGUCCCAUUUCGGGAGCUCGACAACCAUCAACACCGUCAUCUCCGUCCUGAUCACACUCUCUGGGUUCAGCUUGGUCUUUUCCGUCUCUGAGGCACUCUGCCAACACCAAUGGAUGCAUAUGCGCAAUGCCAAAAGCCGUGGAAAACCACUGACAGACCUGCGUAAUAUCAACAGAGCCGCUUACAGCUCCGUAGGCGCAAUCAACGUGCUGGCUCAUAGCAGGCGCUAUAGCUUCGCUGUCCUGCUCGGCGCAAUUGCCAUGGUGGCUCACCUCCUCGUUAGACCUUUCGCACAACAGGCCGUGCAUUAUCCUGUACGCACGGGAUUUGACCAAAACGUCGUUAGUGCCGCGAUCAAUGUCUGGACAAACGCUCGCUUCCCCCCUGACUGCACUUGUUCGAAUGCAAACUGCUCUUGGGAUCCCUUCCCAAGUGUCGGCAUCUGCAUGAAAUGCGUGGAUGUAACAGCCGACAUCACACCCGAUUGCGGUUCCGACGGCAACAACGUGACUAUGUGUAAUGCAGUUUUCCCCGGUGGCGCUCGGGUCCCUGAUCAGGAUGGCGGCUACAAGUUCACCACAUACUAUCAAGAUGCUUGUGAGUAUAUCAGCUGGAACGGUAGCUCAGUUCCCGAGGAUGACCAGAUCGCUACACAACAACAAAGCAACUGCUCCUUCGAGCAGCAAUACGGCGAACGGCUGGGCGGCCUGGCUUUGCCGUUUGCCGGUCUGUCUAGCUUCCAAGGCGGCAAUCCGGUCGUGCUCGUCACCGCCCUCGAAUGCGCUUUCCACGUGUGCUUCAAGUAUCAUCGUGGUGUGUCUGUGGUCAACGGUACUUUUCAACCGGGCGAUGCGACGGAGAUACCCGACCAGAGUGCCGAGUUCCACGUUCCUGUUACAGCACCCCCGGCAGAUUCUCCCUUCCCGUAUAACGCCAGCAUAACCUUGACAGCACCAAGCCAAAACGUUCCCAGACCUGACUACCCACGCGGGUGGAACCCAAGCUACGACAUCGAAACUGGAACACUCGGCAGCGCUUCAGACGCUCUUUUCUAUAUAUUCCGCCCCAACGCCACAAGUCAGUACGCCAGACCUGCAUGGGAUGUCAGCCGCAAUGCCUGGUUUGACCAGGAAUGGACGACGCCUGGUUUCAAUGCCAACUACUCUACGCUUGUGCCCAAGAUGCUCGACUCAGUUGCGGAAACUACGACGUCUAUAAUCCGAAAUGAGGGCCCCAAGGAACCCUUCUUCAAUGCAUUUGAAGACCCGUACUCACCACUUCUUCUCGUGGGCCAGACUUGGGCACCUCAAGUCUUUAUCCAAGUCCGUUGGCUUUGGCUCAUAUUGCCAGCUGCUGUCGUCGUUUUGGGAGCAGUCUUCAUCUUCACAACGAUCUGGCAGACUGCACUAUCCGGCCUUCCGACCUGGAAGCCAUCGAUCCUUGCUCUGGUCUAUCAUGGUCUGGAUAAUGUUCGUAGCGUUGAGCUCGAAGGUCUGGAGCGCUUGGGUGACAUGGAAGAUCAUGCACGACGUUGCGAUGUCAGGCUCACUGGCUCCGAGCAUGGAAUGCGGCGGACUUUGACUAAGAUUCAGUAG
Molecule: messenger RNA, 1869 nt
Organism: Recurvomyces mirabilis
Lineage: Eukaryota; Fungi; Ascomycota; Dothideomycetes; Mycosphaerellales; Teratosphaeriaceae
Exons: 2
Coding region: 1-1869 (622 amino acids)
Source: RefSeq, a predicted model, not a curated record